AACAGGAAAAUAUGAAACCUUCCCAAUUAUUGCUGCCUGUGUCCUUUUUUUCGGUGGUGGCGGCGCGUGUGCAAAGACUUCCUUUUGUAACGUAUAUAAAACAAAGAGAACAGAGAAAGCAACAGAUCUAAAGGCGAGAAACGAAAACUUUGAAGCCAGUCCCGCAGGAUGAGCCCGGCUGCACGUGGGCGAAAAGUCCAAGGAGAGGAUAUCAGCGGGAUCUGGUGAUGAUCGGCUCUCGUUCAAGGUUUGCCAGGCUGGCCCUGAAAACGAUGCUUCUUCCGCUGUAUUCAGGAACGCCGGAUCGUACCCAAAGUGCCUGAAGUUCUCGUCCCUUUCGCCCAACUCUCCAAUGCUGCUCGGGUCUUUCCCUCCUGGCAAUAGCUGUCAACGUUUUCCCUUUUUUAAGGGAAAUUCCCUUAUUCCGAAUAGGAUUCCUCGCAAUAAAAGGGAAAAUCUGACAGCUAUGCCUCCUGGCUCCAUUCCGGGGGCGGCUGCCACGUGUCUCCCGAGACGGAUCCGCGCCCCAUCCUGAGCUUGGCAGGUCCAGUCCCAUCCCGGCACAGAUGUCAAAGCGCCCUUGCCAAAGUCAGCCCCAAGGCAGGGUGCUGCCGGGUGUCCCUGCGUGAGACCCUGUCCCUGGAGACGGGGGCUGGGCAGAGGUCGCUGCCUCCACCCUCCUCUCGUCCCCGACUGAUAAGGAAGUCUUAUCUCCCCACCUGAGCAGACAGCCCCGGUCAGGGUGCAAAGGGAGGCCGGGGAAGGACGCGGCCGCUGCAGGAGCGCCAGGGUGCCGGGCAUGGGGGCCACGGGGUGGACUCGCACCCGUCUCUGCCGCCUGGCCUGCCCCGUGGGGGUCUUCUUCCUCCUCCUCCUCUGCUUCUCCAGCCUCCGCCUCCCAGAUCUGCCGAACUCCACCUGCGUUUGGGGGGUCCGUCCGUGCCGCUGGUUUGGGGGGACGCCGCCCAGCAAGGAGGAUGCAGAGAGGAAGCCCCCUCCUUCCGCCUCGCCCCCUUCUGCCGCCACCGGGGCCGCCCUCCUCCUGCAGACCCUAUCCGAGCCCCAGGACCUGGGUGAGGGCUUCCGAAUCGUGCGUCUGCAGAGGGCCUUCGCUGCCAGCCUCACACCCAGCGGGCAAAUCCUCAUCCGGGAAUACCUCAGCGGCUGGAAAGAGCUGAUCAAGCUCAUGGACUCGCUGGGCGCCGCCUUCGGCCUGAUCUCCGGCGAGACGCGCACCAAGAUCGCCAUCCUGCAGGAGAACCAGCGCGGCCCCCACGGAGCCCACUACCGCACCCUCCAGUCCAUGGUGCGCUUCGAGCUGGCCCGGGGGCUGGUGGGCUUCCAGUCCCUGCCGGCCAGCCGGCCCCCAUCCGGCUGCCGGACCUUCCUGCGCCUCCACCGGGCCUUGAAGUGGCUGGAGCUCUUUCUGCGCAAGCUGGGGACCAGCCCGGUGGACGCGGACCCCUCCCGCAUGUGCGCCGACGCCUACCAGGAAGCCCUGGCGCCCUAUCACAGCUGGUGGGUGCGCCAGGCGGCCGCCCUGGCUUUCCUGGCCAUGCCCUCCCGCCGCGAACUCUACCGCAUCCUGAGCGCCGGAGGGGGCGAGGAGGGCAGGGGCCCCCGCAGGCUCCUGGACACCGUCCGCAGCAUCGCCCACGUCUACAACGCCACCCAGGAGCUGUAUGCCGCGCACGGGAUGCUGGCGCUGCCCUGAGGCCUCGGCUGACGGCGCCGCCAGAGGAGGGGCCCCAAGGGGGGGGGCAGCAGCAGCAGCGGGUCCCUUCCCUGGCAGCGCCUCUGCGCCCAGUCCCAGGGGGACCAAGGCUGGGAGCGCCAGGCGAGGCGACGCUGCACUGCCUUCCGGCUCCAGGGUUCCUUGGGAGGUUUCGAGCAGAGCUUGGGGGGCCGCCUGCCAGGAAUGCUUCAGCUGCGAUGCCUGCAUUGUAGGGGGUGGGACUAGAUGGCCCCUGGGGGUCCCUCCCGACUCUGCUGUGCCAGGAUUAUUUGGUGGACGCCUGGGGGAGGGGGUUUUGGCGGGAAGCGCCAGCCUCGCAGCCCUUGCUCAGUCCCCUAAUGCAGCUGCUGACCAGGGAGCAGAAUGAAGCCAACAUGUUUUUGUGAAGGGGACGACCUUAGAGGGGGAGUUAGGUGCUCGUGGCUCCCUCUGCUGGCUGCUCGGAGCUCUGCACCUGCAAGCUCCGCUUCCGCCGCCUAGAAGCCCAGGUUUGAGGGGCAAAUACGGAAGACUGAUAAAAAAUAAAAGUAUUCCUCACCUGU
Podarcis muralis (Common wall lizard) is the source of this 2277-nucleotide messenger RNA. RefSeq names its product ceramide-1-phosphate transfer protein-like. Gene Ontology annotation, molecular function: ceramide 1-phosphate binding; ceramide 1-phosphate transfer activity. Gene Ontology annotation, cellular component: cytoplasm; cytosol; membrane. Gene Ontology annotation, biological process: intermembrane lipid transfer; ceramide transport. The record is from RefSeq and is a predicted model, not a curated record. Lineage: Eukaryota; Metazoa; Chordata; Lepidosauria; Squamata; Lacertidae.